Messenger RNA from Elephantulus edwardii (Cape elephant shrew), 1410 nucleotides. RefSeq names its product zinc finger protein 18-like. The record is from RefSeq and is a predicted model, not a curated record. Bases 1 to 1410 code for a protein of 469 amino acids. Gene Ontology annotation, biological process: regulation of transcription by RNA polymerase II. The transcript is spliced from 4 exons. Lineage: Eukaryota; Metazoa; Chordata; Mammalia; Macroscelidea; Macroscelididae. Gene Ontology annotation, molecular function: RNA polymerase II cis-regulatory region sequence-specific DNA binding; DNA-binding transcription factor activity, RNA polymerase II-specific.
AUGCCACUAGAGCUGAGAGAGGCCCUGGUCCAGAUGCCACCACUGGAAAACGCAGAGGACCCUCCACUCCCCGUACCAGAUGUUGCCCCUCCAGGGGAACUCUCCAGCCCUGAAACUGCCCGGAAGCUUUUCAGACGCUUUCAGUACCAGGUGCUGUCUGGGCCCCGCGAGACCCUGAGGCAACUUCAGAAGCUCUGUUUCCAGUGGCUGCAGCCAGAAGUUCACAGCAAAGAGCAGAUCCUGGAGCUCCUCAUGUUGGAGCAGUUCCUGACCAUCCUGCCCAGGGAGAUCCAGAUGUGGGUGCGCACACAGCGUCCUAGCAGUGGAGAGGAGGCUGUGAUGCUAGUGGAGAGCUUGAAGGGCGAGCCACAGAGACUGUGGCAGUGGAUCACCAGCCAGGUUCUGGGACAGGAAAGCUUACCUGAGAAGGUGGUACCUGCAAGCUGCCAAGUGAAAGAGACAGAGGCCAGUCUUGAAGAGGUGCCUCAGGAGCUGGGAUUUCAGAAUUCAGCUUCAGGGCCUGAGGAGCAACUGAACCACAUCAUCAAAGAGGAACCUGACACGGAGCUGGAAUUAGGAGACAGACAGGAGAUUAUAAAAGAGGAGCUAAAUUUUGAAACCUGUUGGGACCAAGAACCUCCAGAUGCCCCUUGUCACAUCUCAGGAGAGUCUCCUCCUCAGAGUUCUUUGAGUGACUUCUUUGGUGAGGAUGAACAAAAAUGCUUUGGAAAAGGAGACUAUAUCCCUAAGGUACAGGGAUACCACCAAGGUGAGAAGAGAAGGGCAAGAGUUUCUAGGAAACAACUAGACCACCAUUUGCCUAAUUCACACAAAAGAGAUCUGUCUGUGCUACGGCUGGAGCAGAAGCAUGAGGCCCACCAGAAAGACCAGCUGAACCCACCAGGCAACCAGAAGCUCUCCACUUACACAGAGUGUGGGAAGACCUAUAGGAAUUCUCAGCUUUUGUUUCAUCAGAGAACUCAUACUGGAAAAAUGUCUUUUCAGUGCCCUACCUGCAAGAAAGUUUUUCAGCAGAGGUCAGGUUUUGUGAAGCAUCAGAGAGUCCACAUAGGGGAGAAGCCUUACAAGUGUGAUUACUGUGGGAAAGGUUUCAAACACUUUUCUGGAUUACAACAGCAUGAGAAAAUCCACACAGGAGAGAAACCCUAUAAAUGUCCCCUCUGUGAAAAGAGUUUCAUUAAGAGAUCUAACUUAAAUACACACCAGCGUGUCCAUACUGGAGAAAAACCAUAUAAAUGUCCUCUAUGUGAAAAGAGUUUCUUUUACAGAUCCCACUUUAAUAGACACCAGCAGAUGCAUACAGGAGAGAGACCCUAUAAAUGUCGUUUCUGUGAAAAGAAUUUCUUUCAAAGACUUAUUAAGCCUGAAUUUGAACUUGUAGCUGAAUAA